Lizanozyma spartinae is the source of this 729-nucleotide messenger RNA. RefSeq names its product putative dephospho-CoA kinase. Gene Ontology annotation, biological process: coenzyme A biosynthetic process. The record is from RefSeq and is a predicted model, not a curated record. NCBI's taxonomy places the organism in Eukaryota, Fungi, Ascomycota, Pichiomycetes, Serinales, Debaryomycetaceae. Bases 1 to 729 code for a protein of 242 amino acids. Gene Ontology annotation, molecular function: dephospho-CoA kinase activity; ATP binding. The transcript has a single exon.
AUGCUUAUAGUGGGACUAACAGGAGGAAUAUCUACAGGCAAGUCGACUGUUUCCGCCCGACUCCGGGAUAACUUUGGCGUUCCUGUUGUGGAUGCCGACCAAAUUGCUCGGGAGGUGGUACAACCAGGUAAACGUGCUUACAACCAAAUAGUUGAAGCGUUUGGCAGUGAAAUUGAUGAUCUUGUCAACGAAUCCGACCAGUCCUUGAAUCGGACCAGUCUCGGUUCAUAUGUGUUUGGAAAUCGUGAGCGAUUGGCGAUCUUAAACGGAAUAGUCCAUCCUGCUGUUAAGCGAGCCAUAGCUUGGGGGAUCUUCCACGCGUACUUGGGAUUCAACCGUAUGGUGGUAUUGGAUGUUCCCUUGUUGUUUGAAAGUGGCUUGGAUAAGAUGUGUGGAAUUGUUGUGACUGUUGCUUGUGACGAAGACACUCAAUUGGCGAGGUUAUUGAAGCGGAACCAGGAGUUAAGUGCUGAGGAUGCCCAAAAGAGAAUUGCCAGUCAGAUGCCAAUGAAGGAAAGAAACUAUAAAUCCGACAUUGUCAUUGAUAACCUGCUGUCAUUGGACGACUUAUAUGCUUCUAUAGAUGCAGUCGUGAGUCACAUUACCCCUGGGUUCUGGAUUACUCUUUUGGAUCUCGUUACUCCUAUAGGAGGGCUUUCGGCUUUAUUCACCUUCAUCUUGAGACGGAUCAACGAUAGAUUCAAGAGUGCUAAGGCUAAGACUGAGUAA